Messenger RNA from Hemisphaericaspora subhashii, 1710 nucleotides. RefSeq lists its product as uncharacterized. The coding region runs from base 1 to 1710 and encodes 569 amino acids. Gene Ontology annotation, cellular component: membrane; cytoplasmic side of endoplasmic reticulum membrane; lumenal side of endoplasmic reticulum membrane. Gene Ontology annotation, molecular function: aspartic endopeptidase activity, intramembrane cleaving. The transcript has a single exon. The record is from RefSeq and is a predicted model, not a curated record. Gene Ontology annotation, biological process: membrane protein proteolysis. NCBI's taxonomy places the organism in Eukaryota, Fungi, Ascomycota, Pichiomycetes, Serinales, Debaryomycetaceae.
AUGAAUAUUACAACAAAUAUCAAUGAAACGGUACCCAUUCCAUCAGAAGUCCUUGAAUUACAUUCAUUUCUUAAUCGUAGUUGGAUAAUUGAAAUAUCAACCUGUAUAAUAAUCUUAACCCUUUCAUUAUCAUCAAUAAUUAUAGCUAGUUAUACAACAUUAGCAAAACCUCGAAAUGCAUUAGAUCCAAGAAUAGAUAAAGAUACUAAUCCCAAUUAUGAUCCUACUGAUAUGGAUAAUUGUCGAUUUUAUAUUAUGAAUAAAUUAGAUUUAUUAAUUUAUGAUCAAAUUUCUUUAAGUAUGGUAAUUUGUAUGCCAUUUAUUGGAAGUGGAAUGUUGAUUUUAUUAUAUUUUUUGCUUAGGAAUUUUGAAGAUUUGAAUUAUUGGUUAAAUUGGUAUAUUUUAAGUAUAAGUCCCAUGAUGAUUUAUUUUAGUUUAUCAAGUAUAUUUGUAUUGACGGUUAGGAAAUUAAGUCAUAGUUUAUUUGGUAAGAAUUCUUUGAAAUUUAUGAAAAGAUAUCGAAUUUGUGUAAUUGAAGAUCAAGAUGAUUAUCCAUUGGGUCAAUUAGAGUUCUUGCAUGAUGAAAUUAAACCAAAAGAUCGGAAUCAAUUUAAGAAAUAUGUUCAACUGGAAAACUUGACAAUUCUUGAACCAACCUCAAUUGAAUUAAUUCCAGAUACUUAUAAUACCAAUUGGAUAAUAGAUUCCAAAUUCUUAAUAUUAUUCCCCAUAAGUUUAUUAAUAACCGGAAUAUUCUAUUAUUUCCCCAACAAUCCUUUCAUAUUGAAUUUCUUAAGUUUAAAUUACAUCGUAUCAUCCAUAAGUCAAUUACGAUUAAAUCGAUUCAAAUUAGCAUUCUUAUUAUUAUUAGGAUUAUUCGUCUAUGAUAUUUAUUUUGUAUUUGGAACCGAAAUUAUGGAAUCAGUAGCUACACAAAUUACAAUCCCUAUUAAACUAUUAAUCCCGAGAUUUGAUUCAACAUUUAGUAUUUUAGGAUUAGGUGAUAUUAUAAUUCCGGGAACUUUAAUUAGUUUAUGUCUUAGAUUUGAUUUAUAUAAUUAUCAUAAAUCAAACCCUGGGUUGGCUUUUCAUCAUUUAAAUUCAUUCCCAAAACCAUAUUUCAUAAUUAGUAAUAUUAGCUAUGCCAUAGGAUUGAUUAUAACAUUGAUUGUACUUAAUGUAUUCAAAGCGGGUCAACCAGCUUUAUUAUAUCUUGUACCAAGUUUAUUAGUUGGAAUUAUAGGUACAAGUAUUAAACGAAAAGAAUUUACUCAACUUUGGCAAUUCACGGAAGAUAUUUCCGAAUUCAUUCCUGACAAGAAGGAAAAAGAACCACGAGAUUUCAACCUUAAUGAGGAUGAUGAUAACGAAGAUGAAGACGACGAGGAUGACGAAUUUCAAGUUGAUGAAAAUGAAAUUGAACAAUUGGAUGAAAUGGACGAUUGGAUUGAUAGGGUUGAACUUAAACGAAAAGAAUUUGGCAGUGAUUUCGAUACUGAUAUUGAUGAUUUCAUUCAUGAUAAUUUAUAUAAUGAAGAAGACGAUGAUACGUUUGUCAUUGCUGGUGCAAGUACAGCAGAGUACCCUGAGGAGCAUGAUGAUGAUGAUGGUGAAGAUGAAGAUGAUUCAAUUGUUAGAAUAUUGGUGAAUGAUUUACGAAGCGAACCUAAAGAAUGGUAUUCAGAAGAAGAACAUGAAGAUGGAGUGUAG